AUGUCUUUGCUGAUUUCACAACAUCCUGUGAAGUUUGCGACAGAAAAACCUAUUCACAGCGCACAGAAACCGAAGUACGCGAACGUAGUGCUUCUGGAUGUCACGGGCUGGGAUCAGUUUCCAGUUCUUCGGUUCAAGAAACAGUUCAGUGAUAACCCUUGUCACUUCAUCGAAGCUCGCUUUAUCGUUCUCGUGACGCGAUCGUGUUUCCUAGAAGAUCGUUCCACGAUAGUACAGUUUUUCGAUGAACAAGGUAUAGUAAACUACGCCAUUAUACCAACGCCAUCGAGUGCUCUUGAACGAGUGGAUAACAUCAGCAUCUACACCGAAAACCGCUUCUCCAAGGAGCAGAUCUUCGUGCAGCUGAAUGAUCUCGACAACAUGCAUCGCCUCUUCCCGAACAAACUAAUCGAUCUGUACGGCUAUCAUAUUCGGAUCGGUGUUAAGCAAACCGAUUUUCCAUUGGUGAUGAUUUCGCAAGAUGCGGACGACUUUCACGGCAUUUUAAACACUUUGUUUUUGGAUCUGGGUAAAAACAAAUUAAAUUUAACGUUCACUUUCUUUCAACAAACUACGCAACCUUAUGAUGCUGACGUGUAUUACGAUAUAGUAUUCCAGCGAGAACAUUUCCAGCACGAGGUAGCUUUCCGUGACAUGGGUGGGAUGUGUCUUUUUUGUCCAGCAAAAUAUAAUUGGUUUUUCUUUUCAUACCUGCUGAAACCAUUUUCAUUCGGUGCUUGGAUUUUCCUGGGAGGAGUUUUGGUAGUUUGCUGCAUCUUGCGACUACUAUUCCCCUCUACUUUUCGGUACGAUCCGAUUCUGCAGACGGUCUUUGGAGUCAUCGGCAACGAAUACAACCAAGCAUUUCUGGCCCGAAUGGUCCUUUUGGUUCUGUCUUGGUUAUCAUUUUUCUUCUCCAGAACGUACACCAGCAGGAUGCUUGGACUCAUGUCUCUAGGACAAUUCUUUAAACGACCGAAGACUAUUGCCGAGUUUAUGCAGUCAGAUUAUUUGAUGGCGAUACAUAAGGAAGACCUUGCGCAGUUUCCUCUGAAUGAUUUCAUUCCCAAAAUGCUUGAUCCUUUUGAAUUCGAUCGGUUAGUUACGGAAAGUGGUGUACAGUACCAUUUCUUGUACUGUUCGCUAGAGCCUUGCGGAGAGGCUCGAUGGUUAGUAUCGCCUGUGAAUCACGGUUAUAACCAUGAGUUUUUCGCCAUCGAAGAAAGCAUUGUUCCAUAUCUGCAUAGGCUACAGUUUGCUAAAAACUCGCCAAUCGUUGGAGUGAUGAAAAAUCACAUUGAAUUGUUUUAUGAAACAGGGUUAUGGAAUUACUAUUUUAAAAGUCACAUCGAUGCACUGAAUGUGGAACCAGAGUCGAGAAAUACUAUUUCGGAAGUGGUCUUCUCUUUCGAUGAUCUGGUGAGUGUGUGGAUCUUGCUUGGUGGUGGUUUGUUGAUCAGUACCGUUCUUUUCGUUGGAGAACUGUUAAGCAAGAAAAAAACGUGA
Molecule: messenger RNA, 1506 nt
Organism: Anopheles moucheti
Lineage: Eukaryota; Metazoa; Arthropoda; Insecta; Diptera; Culicidae
Exons: 2
Coding region: 1-1506 (501 amino acids)
Source: RefSeq, a predicted model, not a curated record